AUGUAUGAAAUGCUGUUGGAAAAUAAUCUUCAUGUACUCUCCAUCAAAGUUUCAAGUGAUAUAAGAAAGAUAGGCAAAUUAUCAGCUCGACAAUUACUUAAUUCUCAACAAAAGAGAAAUUAUGGAGCUUUCAAACAAAAUAACAGUAAGAAAAUGAAAGAACUUUAUGAAAAAGAAAUCAAGGACGAUCCACGAAAAAAAAAGACAAAAAAAGAGGAACAAAAUCCAACAAUUCAAUUGAUAGAAAAUGUAGUUAAUUUUAUGUAUUCACAAGAAAAAUACGACACAACCGAUACAUUUGAUAAAGAUGAGAAACAAAGGAAAAUCAUGUUCCUUGAUCAUUUGGAAAUGAUGAAAAAUAGUCUUAGAGAAGCAAAAGCUAUGGUACAUGCUGUCACUCAAACUGAAAGCAUUCAGCAGCGAUGGAAUACGUUCAUGAAUGCAUUUAUUGUUUUCGAGUAUGGCCAAGAUGUCUGUGAAGUUCUUUCAAAAUAUAUAUUUCAGAAAACAACAUAUGAAAGAUGGCACGUCAAAACUGUACAUAAUGCCUAUCCACGAUUUUCUGAAACUCAUGGAAAUAUUUGUGUGGCAGACGCUUCAUUACGUUUUAGUUCCUCUGAAAAUGAAAAUGGUGCAGAGUGGAUUCUUUGGUAUGACGACGAUGAUUCCAAUGAUCAUCUUUUAUUGGAUAUGGAAUCGAAUUGUCUUUCGAUGAAAAAUUAG
Naegleria lovaniensis is the source of this 723-nucleotide messenger RNA. RefSeq lists its product as uncharacterized. The coding region runs from base 1 to 723 and encodes 240 amino acids. The record is from RefSeq and is a predicted model, not a curated record. NCBI's taxonomy places the organism in Eukaryota, Heterolobosea, Eutetramitea, Acrasida, Naegleriidae. The transcript is spliced from 2 exons.